Ictidomys tridecemlineatus (thirteen-lined ground squirrel) is the source of this 1727-nucleotide messenger RNA. It is a transcript of the gene Rpl7l1, whose product is annotated as ribosomal protein L7 like 1. Gene Ontology annotation, biological process: maturation of LSU-rRNA from tricistronic rRNA transcript (SSU-rRNA, 5.8S rRNA, LSU-rRNA). Gene Ontology annotation, molecular function: RNA binding; structural constituent of ribosome. Lineage: Eukaryota; Metazoa; Chordata; Mammalia; Rodentia; Sciuridae. Gene Ontology annotation, cellular component: cytosolic large ribosomal subunit. The record is from RefSeq and is a predicted model, not a curated record.
AGCCAGGAGAACGUAGCUUAAAGGAGAAUGAGUGGACGUUGGAAAUAUCAUAGACCGUAAAAAGCUUGAGUUCGCACCCAGGCAUCACGGGGUUUUUAAGGCUUUGGAUACGAGCGAAUAUUAGGGAUACAUUUUGAAGACUGGAGUCAAAAACUUAACUCAGAAGUUUGAGGCAGCAGUGUUCCCCGAAGCCCAAGUUUUGAAUUAGUUUAGAAAUUUGUUGAACAUUCGUCUCCUAAAUGUUAUUCUCGCUGACCUCAAUUUUCUGUAUCCAGAAGAAAAUAUAUAUAUAUAAUUUCCAUCCCUUUGGUUCUAGAAAAAUUAAUUCCUAAAAAAGGAAGUUUAUCAUACCCUCAAAGCUACCCAGACAAAGCAGGCACUUUGGGGAAAGAAAUGGUAAAGCUGGGGAACCAGGAGGCUUUGUGCAGCUUUUGGCAGUAACCAGGAUUUGCAAGUCUCCAUUCGGGCUGCUAAAGUGGGCUUUGGCUGCCCGAGUCCUCCAGCGUGAGCUAGAAGAGACGUCUCUAUGAUCAAUUAAACAUAGAGUGGGUCCUCUCUUCCCCGCCUGGCGGACGUGCACACGAGCUGUAAUUGCCGCACUGGAAAGAUGGCGGAGGAAGAGCAAAGAAAAAAGAUCCCUUUGGUUCCAGAAAAUCUCCUGAAAAAGAGGAAGGCUUAUCAGGCCCUCAAAGCUACCCAAGCAAAGCAGGCACUUUUGGCAAAGAAGGAGAGAAAAGGAAAAGAAUUCAGAUUUAAGCGACUGGAAUCAUUCCUACAUGAUUCCUGGCGGCAGAAACGUGACCACGUGCGCAUCAGACGACUAGAAGUAAAACCUCAUGCUUUGGAAGUACCUGAUAAACAUUCCUUGGCCUUUGUUGUACGCAUCCAAAGGAUUGAUGGGGUGAGUUUACUGGUACAGAGGACCAUUGCAAGACUUCGUCUGAAGAAAAUAUUUAGUGGUGUCUUUGUUAAAGUCACCCCCAAAAGCCUAAAAAUGCUACGGAUAGUAGAACCUUAUGUGACCUGGGGAUUUCCAAAUCUGAAGUCUGUCCGGGAACUCAUCUUGAAACGUGGACAAGCAAGGGUCAAGAAUAAGACCAUCCCCCUGACAGACAACACAAUGAUUGAGGAGCAUCUGGGGAAGUUUGAUGUCAUUUGUCUGGAAGACCUCAUUCAUGAAAUUGCCUUCCCGGGGAAGCAUUUUUGGGAGAUCUCUGGAUUCUUGUGCCCUUUCCACCUCUCUGUUGCUCGUCAUGCUACCAAAAAUAGAGUGGGUUUCCUCAAGGAGAUGGGCUUACCUGGCUAUCGGGGUGAACGCAUCAAUCAGCUCAUCCGCCAGCUGAACUAAACACAGAAUAUCUGAAAGCAGUGCAUCGGAAGCAUGUGUUCUGUUGGAUGGAAAUGUUGUCAAGUAUCUUCACAGAAGAUUAUUUUCUGCCUUAAGAAACUGGAAGGAAGGGAUUGGGGAAGAGACAUUAGAUUAUGAUCAUGGCAGGCACCUCUCAUCACAGCCCAGUUCCAAGGAAAAUUGUUUUCCACGUUGACCACUUCUGCUCUUCGGUUUAAUAUUGGUGAAUGAAUUACCCCAGCAUGUGUACAAGUCUCCCUAAGCCUCUUGCAGCAGUGGACCAAGUCCAGGAGCAUACUUGAAUCUAGAGGUCCCAAGAGCCUUGUUUUGAAAAGACUUAAAAUACUUGGGAAGAAAGCACAAAAACUAAGUACUCUUA